AGUGACGUUUCAAUAAAACUUGCGUAUUUAAUAAUACAAUGUGAAAUUUGUCAUAUUUUAGAAACUCUUGCUACAAAAUACACGCAUUUACACGCAAUGAGCUUAAAAAUUAUUUUGUUUUUAAUCGCCAUCGAGUGCAACCAGACAUUCGGCAUAGGUCUUCGUUCCUUUAUCCUGGAGGCUCACAAUCGAAGGAGGGCUAAGUAUGGAAAUCAACCGCUGGUUCUGGACGAGGAUCUCUGUAAGCAAUGCUCAGAUUACGCAGAGCAAAUAAUCAAUAGUGACGGUGAGUACGACGAGGACUACAUGUCAAACUUAAACGCAACGGGCCCAGUUAAGUCCAAGCACAUUCAAAUCGUGUGCGUUUUCCGGGAUGCCAACCCCAGAGAUUGUGUUCGAGAUUGGUUUCACUAUCGAGGCUUCGCUGACAACAAAAGGUAUUACAAAUUUACGGCCAUGAUAUGGAACGCCUCCACCCGACUUGGCGUUGGGCUACGCAGAAUACAGGAAACGCGGUAUCUAGUGGUGAGAUAUGCUCCUCCUGGCAACAUCUUGCGAGAGAUGGAAUCUAACGUUCCGAAGCGGCCAACAGUAUUUUGGGAUACACAAGAGGGUACCGGUGAUUGGCUUGAGUCGACAUCUCCCACAUUAUCAGUUCGCAAUGGUGGUUCAAAUAUUGUUGCUAACUGGCUGUGCUGUGUUACCACCUUAUUAAAUGUAUAUCUGUGCGGUACGUCCAAAAUUUUGUAGAUUUUCAUGCCAUAUUUGAUGUAAUCAUAAAUGUCAUUUGCGUA
Drosophila santomea is the source of this 794-nucleotide messenger RNA. RefSeq names its product ectin. Lineage: Eukaryota; Metazoa; Arthropoda; Insecta; Diptera; Drosophilidae. The transcript is spliced from 4 exons. Bases 97 to 750 code for a protein of 217 amino acids. The record is from RefSeq and is a predicted model, not a curated record.